This is a messenger RNA of Andrographis paniculata, 1985 nucleotides long. RefSeq lists its product as uncharacterized. The coding region runs from base 487 to 1113 and encodes 208 amino acids. The record is from RefSeq and is a predicted model, not a curated record. Lineage: Eukaryota; Viridiplantae; Streptophyta; Magnoliopsida; Lamiales; Acanthaceae. The transcript has 2 exons.
UCAAAAGUUGAUUCACGAUGACGGAAAAAAGAGCAAGUGUGCUUUGGGCUAAUUGUGGCAAUGGUCUGAAGUCUAAGUUUAUUAUUAAGUACCUUAGUUCUUUAUUUGAUUAUUUUAAAUAAAUUGUUAGGUUGGUUGGAUCUAGGUCCAUAGUAGUUUUUCCAUAAUAUUUAAGUAUUAUUUUGAGAUAUUAUUAGCAUUCUGAUUUCUUUAACUUUCAUAACUUCGGCUUGGAGUAUUUUUUCCUUGGUUAUCAAUAAAGUUUAGUCUUUUGGUUUUCUUAAGUUCUUGAGCGGAGGAGGAUGACGCUAACAAAUACGCAACGCAUUAAAGCUUUGGACGAAGCCCUAUAGGAACUUCGAACAGGCAUGAAAACACAAUAAGAAAGAUUGUCGCACGUCGAAUUAAAGGUGGAUCGACAAGUGGAUACUCUUAAAACAGAACUUUCAGCAGUCAUGCGGGAUACGAUUCUUGGGUUGUUCCCGCAUGGGCCGCCCACCACAUCUAUUAGGGGCUCGGCGGCGCAGGGAGCUAUGGCGGGAGAAGGUGAGGCAGCGGAUUCGUCGACGAGGGCUGCCGGCAUCAGCAGGGCAGCACGUCUGUUUAAGGAUGUUGGAGGAACGUGGACUACUCCGACAACAGAUUUUAAGCUUAAGGAUGCGCAACUCCCUAGCUUUGAUGGCCACGACCCCUUGGGAUGGGUUGCGAAGGCCGAACAACACUUCGUAUUACACGGAGUCCCCGAGGAGAUUAAGGUUUGAUGAUCGAUUCAUAGGGAAUCCGUAUGAGAGGAUGGUAACGUUAAGGCAAACAUGUUCUGUUGAUGAAUAUGUUAAUUCAUUCACUCAACUUGCCACUCAGGCUCAACCAUUGACAAAAGCGCAGGCUUUAGGGUAUUAUUUAGGGGGCUUGAAACAAAUUAUCAGAAAUAAGUUAAGGGUAGUGGAGCCUCCGGAUCUCGAAUCUGCAAUCCGCUUAAGCAGAAGCAUUGAAUGGAAGUUGAAAAAUGGAUCUAUGGCAGAAUUUUACCUGCGAAAAACUCUUCGACAUUGCGAAGUAACCUGGUUGGGCGAGCUGAAAGCACUAUCUCCUCAAACACAGUUGGAGGGGUAGAGAACCGCCAUUCAACUAGCAAUAAUAUUGUGGGGGGCAAACAUCAGUCACUUCAACCCCUUCUUCAAAGGGAAGCACAAGAAAAUUAAGUCGAGACGAGUAUCGCGAGUGUCAAGAGAAGCAGCUUUGUUACAAGUGCAAACAAUCUAAUAGUCCACUCCACAAAUGCAAAAGUAAAUAUCUUAAUGUUGUGGUGAAGGAUAGGCAACUGGGUUGCAGAGUUAAGGGAGAUGAGAGAGAGCAAAUUUACUGAGGAGGCGGGACUUACCUUGGAAAGUGACCAACCGCCCAUGAGGAAACAACACAGGGGGCCCUUCCUUUAUACGCCUUGGCUGGAUUUUCAGGACCUCGAACUAUGCGUCUCUGUGGUAGUCUUUUUGGAUUUAGGGUAACGGUACUAAUCGACAGCGGUGCAAGCCAUAAUUUUAUUUCCCAAAACUUGGUUCUACAUGCAAAAUUGAACGUAGACACCCAGGAAUUCAACAUUGUACUAGGCGAUGGUCGCAAGGUGGCAAGUAUGGGAGUCUGCUUGAAAUUGAGUAUACAGAUCAAUGGAGCAAAAGUGCAGGCAGAUUGUCACGUAUUUCCUUUUGGUGGGGUGGAUAUAAUAUUGGGUGUCGCAUGGCUCAGGAUAUUAGGAAAAAAUUCAGAUAGAUUGGGAAGCCUUGGAGAUACAGUACUAUUUGGCGGGACAGCAGGUGACCUUGCACAGCUCGGCGUACAACCUGGAAACUGACGACCAAACUGAAGUCUUGAACCGCACACUAGAGACAUACCUUCGUUGUUUUUGCUCGGAACAACCCCGAAAAUCGGCAGCGUGCCUUCCAUGGGCUAAGUUAUGGUACAACACCUCCUUCUAAACUUACACUGCC